AUGCAUGUGUUUAGAAAGGUAAUGUGCGCCCGCUGGUUCAGCCUCCAUAAGCUGUCCUGGGGUGGCAGCUCUGUAAACUCUGCCCUGGUAAAGGAUGGAAGUUGCCUCAGGGCACUCAGCACUUCAGCCAGAAGAAGCACAGUAAUGCAGGCCUGGGUCAUUGAUAAAUAUGGCAAUAACAGCGUGUUAAGAUAUACCAAAAAUGCCUCAUUCCCAAUUAUUCACUACCCAAACGAGGUCAUUGUCAAAGUCCAUGCAGCUGGCCUCAACCCCCUUGACAUAAACAUGAGGGGUGGCUAUGGAGCUGCAACCCUGGCCAUGAAGCGUGACCCUCUGAGCAUCAACAAAGCAGGCAGCGAGUUUCCCCUGAUCCUGGGUCGUGAUGUAUCUGGGGAGAUUAUGGAGUGUGGGCUGGACGUGUCCUACUUCAAACCAGGAGACGAGGUGUGGGCUGCUAUUCCUCCCUGGAAGCAGGGCAGUCUGGCAGAGUUUGUGGUGCUGAGUGCUAAUGAGGUGUCACACAAGCCCAAAUCGCUGAGUCAUGUGGAUGCAGCGUCUCUCCCGUACGUAGCAGCCACAGCCUGGUCUGCUCUCGUCAACACGGGUGGCCUCAACAAAGACAACAGUGCCAAAAAACGUGUUCUCAUCCUCGGAGGUUCAGGAGGAGUUGGAACCUUUGCCAUACAGAUGCUGAAGUCGUGGGGCGCCCAUGUAACAGUCACAUGCUCCCAGAAUGCCGAACGCCUUGUAAGAGGUCUUGGAGCCGAUGAUGUUGUGGACUACACUGCAGGGCCUGUGGAGAAGAAGCUACAGACUCUGGAAAAGUUUGAUGUGAUUCUGGAUAAUAUUGGUGGAGAGACUGAACAUUGGGCCCUAGGCUUACUCAAACCCUGGUGUGGCGCUAAGUACGUUACCUUGGUAACCCCCUUCCUGCGCAACACAGAUCAACUGGGCCUUGCUGACGGAAUGAUGCAGACUGCUGUCACCGUAGCAACCAAAGCUCUGAAGCACAUAACUAAAGGCGUCCAUUAUCGAUGGGGGUUCUUUGCUCCGAGUGGCCCAGCCCUGGAUGACAUCAGCGAAAUGGUGGAUGCAGGAAAGAUCCGUGCUGUCGUGGAGGAGCAGUUUUCCUUCGCUCAGGUGCCUCAGGCCUUCGAGAGAGUGGAGAAGGGCCACGCCCGAGGAAAAACCGUAGUUACCGUUACUAGGGAGCAGGAAGAGUGACCAUGGCAACAGAAACGGGAGAAAUGGUGAACUCACUGAUGGCUUCAGUUAUGUCACCUUGGAAACAGAGAACUACGAGCGGGUUUUAAAGACACAGAUCGAGCCUCACCUGCAUCUAAAUUACACCAUCAGUGAUAAUUAUCCACAAGAAACAUCUAUCAGAGUUAGAAGCCAAGGGCUGUAGCUUCCUGCUAUCUGUUAUCACUGACAGUACCUGCACUGUUUUGGGGCUUAGCUCACUCCUCAUGGCCACAGUAUUGAUUAAAGUUAUUGAACAUCAUGCCAGUUGCAGCACACACUGUGGGAGCAACAGGGCCCUGUAUUAUUUUAUUUCCUGUUAGACUAAAAGCACUGAGUACACACUCCUUUCGGGAAAAAAAAAGUUUGCAUACUUACUUUUUCUUAUUAAAACCUUUUGACCGCAAUUCUAAUGUGGUUUAAAAGUCCAGAAAAUUUUACCAUGUGACUUCAGCCCCAUGUAACUGUGAUGCUGUUAGGUAUCAAGUACAUUUCAGCAAACAUUUUGUUCAUAUAUUCACCUUUUUCACUCUCUUGAAUGGUAAUAGGAUUUCGAGGUAACUGUCAUGUCACAGUAAGUCUGUAUUGGGAGUGUAAAUAAUAUUAAUAA
Colossoma macropomum (tambaqui) is the source of this 1852-nucleotide messenger RNA. It is a transcript of the gene rtn4ip1, whose product is annotated as reticulon 4 interacting protein 1. The record is from RefSeq and is a predicted model, not a curated record. Gene Ontology annotation, cellular component: mitochondrion. Gene Ontology annotation, molecular function: oxidoreductase activity. NCBI's taxonomy places the organism in Eukaryota, Metazoa, Chordata, Actinopteri, Characiformes, Serrasalmidae. The transcript has 9 exons. Bases 1 to 1224 code for a protein of 407 amino acids.